Messenger RNA from Sphaerulina musiva SO2202, 1089 nucleotides. RefSeq names its product Smr-domain-containing protein. Lineage: Eukaryota; Fungi; Ascomycota; Dothideomycetes; Mycosphaerellales; Mycosphaerellaceae. Bases 1 to 840 code for a protein of 279 amino acids. The record is from RefSeq and is a predicted model, not a curated record. The transcript has a single exon.
AUGUCCACCUACAACCCCCAACACCUCGGCAGCUCCCCCUUCAACCACAACGGCCCAACCUCCUCCUCCUCCGAACAAGAAUACGACCGCCUCCGCUCCCUCGCCCGCCAAGAACAAAGCCAACACCAACACUUCGCCGCCGAAGCCCGCCAAGCCUACUCCCGCGGCGACGGCAGUCUCGCGCAUUCGGCCUCGGAAAAAUCCAAACAACACGCCGCGCAAGCCGACGCCUACAAUCACCAAGCAUCGGAAUUUAUCUUUCGCGAAAAUAAUUCUGUGGGAAAAGUUGCCGCGGAUACGAUUGAUUUGCAUGGGCAAUUUGUGGAAGAGGCCGAGGAGAUUUUGGAACAGAGAAUUCGUUAUGCCACGCAGACGAAUCAGACGCAUUUACAUGUGAUUGUGGGAAAGGGGAAUCAUUCUCCGGGACAUGUGCAGAAGAUUAAACCGCGAGUGGAACAAGUUUGUCGGGAAUUGGGUUUGCGCUUUCAUACCGAAGCGAAUGCGGGGAGGAUUUUUAUUGAAUUGCAACCCGGUGGUGGGAAUGGCGGUGCAGGAAGCGGAGGGCAUGGUGGUGGUUUGGAUCAGGGAUAUGAUUAUGAUUCGCAUCAUCAACCGCAACAUCAGAAUUAUGGCCAGCCGCAUUAUCAGACGGCGUAUCCCAUGGGGAAACCUCCCACGUAUGGAUAUCAGCAAGGGCAGCAGCAGAUGCAAUAUGGUGGAGGACAACAGGGCUAUCCGGGACAACAACAACCUCAGCAGCAAAUGGGAUAUCAGGAGCCGCAACAGCAGCAGGAUAUGGGAAUCAAGAUUUGUGGAAUCAAGAUUUGUGUGGUUAUGUGAGAGAAUAUGUGGGAUGGAAUCAUGUGAGAGAAUAUUUGGAUUUAGGUGGGAUCAUGUUGAGUCUUUUGGUUGUUGGAAUAUACAAUGUCAUAUCAGAGAAGCGCGAAAUAUAUACCCCUGGCGAGAAAGUGGAUUGCGCAGGCGAAUUGGGAGCAGGCUUGUAUAUGCCGAAUAUCAAAUAUUGUCAGAUAAGUGGCAGAGAAGAUUUUUUAUGAGCAACAGUAAAGGCAUCUGCAUGUUCAAGUCUAC